Molecule: messenger RNA, 3608 nt
Organism: Asterias rubens (European starfish)
Lineage: Eukaryota; Metazoa; Echinodermata; Asteroidea; Forcipulatida; Asteriidae
Product: somatostatin receptor type 2-like
Exons: 3
Coding region: 198-1904 (568 amino acids)
Biological process (GO): G protein-coupled receptor signaling pathway
Cellular component (GO): plasma membrane
Molecular function (GO): neuropeptide Y receptor activity
Source: RefSeq, a predicted model, not a curated record
UCUCCAUUUAGCUUGUUUUAAAGCAUUGAACGUAUUGCAGUUAUAAUACUGACCUAAUUAUUUUCUCUCUCUACAGGUUGCAUUGGUUUCUAAGUGGAGCUCGUAGCAGAUAUCAGACUUGGAUGUAUGGAUAGCCCAGUGUGGUGAACACUCAAACAGGAUUAGGUACCUCUAAAUCCAAACCUCAGCUCCUCGCUAUGGCCAGCUUUUCAGGGACUCCCCCAGCCAGCAGGGACCUAGCAGGGUACAGUUUGGUGUCACCCACCCCCGGUGAUAACUACGACUACAAUGACACCACCGAGACACCAACAAGUCGAUGGUUCUUCGACGGACAUUACUACGACCUGACGCAACUCAAGAGCGUGUAUGUCAUCAUCAUCAUCCUAUCUGUCUGUGUGAUGGUAGUGGGGCUGGUUGGUAACGCUAUGGUCAUAGCUGUAGUGUGCCGUCACCGCACUAUGAGAACUCCUACUAACUUCUAUAUCCUCAGCCUGGCACUAAGUGACUUCCUGGUCACUAGUUUCGUCAUGCCACUCAAGUUGCUUGAGAUGUCCACUGAUGCAGACCUGAAUCUACUCAGUGCUGCCAUGUGCUCUACGUUGGGGUUCGUUCAGCCUUACUUUGUCUUCACGAGUAUUUGGACCCUGGUUGCAAUCUCGAUAGACAGAUACCUGGUCAUCAUCCACCCCCUACGGUCUCGCUCCUUCAACACCCGGGCCAGAGCCUCCCGCAACGUGGCCGCAAUCUGGGUGGUACCCUUCCUGGUCCUCGCCCCGUACUUCUACCCCCAUCUCACCUCCAGCUACCGUAUGUCCAGCCAACUCGGCGUCAUCCGCCGGACGAUAUGCCACUCAGACCUACCACACGAGUUCAUGAAAUGGUACGCCGUGAUCGAGUUCGCCGUGCUACUCCUCGUGCCCGUUGGGCUGCUGUGCUUCACGUGCUUCUCCAUCGCGGGGAGGCUGUUCCGAUUGACGGAGGAUGAAAAGAUGCUCAAGACGUCGUUGAGAAAAGAGGAGGCGAGUCGAAGGAAGGUUGCGAAGAUGGUUCUGGUCGUCGUUUUCGCUUUUGUCAUGUGCUGGGCGCCAUUUUUUAUCGUGACCUUGGUCAACUAUUUCCUGAAGAUCCUGAGCAAUUCGAACUUUGUCUUCUGGCAGUCAGUCCUUCUGCUCUUUGGUUUCUCCAACUCCUGCAUGAACCCAAUCAUCUACGCCUUCAUGAGCCGUGCAUUUAGGCGUGGUUUCCGGGGGAUCAUCGUCUGCUUCUGCCCUUGCACAAAGCCCUGUUUUAAGAACAGGGGCAAGUUCGGCAAACCACGGCCUAGUGUUACCAUCAUCUCGAGCGAGCCGGCUACCGAGGCGUGCCGUGUUGGGGGCGAUAGCUGCCCGAGGGGUAAGCGACGCCGCGCGCCACCAGACCGCACCUCGCGUUGGAAUAACACCCAGUACAGCGCGGUAUCCGAGACUGAAGCCAUUGACAUGACUAGGUUACCAGGGAACAAUGCAAAUGGCGGUCCGUGUGAUCACCACCACCACAACCGUCAACCUAAAACAAGUGAGGAUUCAUUCACAACCAGCAUCCUCCCAACGGACAGUGGGUCCACCGGAUCUCAUAACCCGUCCUGGACAGCAUCCAGUAGACCCUGCAUCCGGGAGCAGGAGGAAGAGAAACCGGAUCGCACUCUAAUGAAACAAGAUGACACGCCAUUCGAAGACGUCACACUUGAUGAUGAGACUCAACAACGGAACAUCGUCACUGACUGUAACCGGAACGCCCCGGAUCACCCCAUCAAGCAUCACCACGAGCUGAAACAAGACACCGCGGAAGCUGGAAACAGACACGGAAAGCUCCCCAUAAUCCAGAACACUGAAGAUAAUUUCAGAAUUGAAAACAUUGGGGAAUGAACAUCGCUACACUAAAUGAAGAUGAGUUUCCUGACUAUGCGUCCCCAAUCGUCAGUGGGUUCGGACUGUUAAUCCUGUCGGAUCAAGACAGUGACACGGAACGGAUCCGGAAUCUACCGGAUGUCUUUCAGUGUUGGGUUUUAUUUAUUGUAAUCAAAUAUAAACGUGCACAAAAAUUCGUAAUUUUAUGAUUGUUCAGUACUAGCCAUCACGUAGACAUCGAACUUGCACAUCGCUUUGUUGAAGAGAGAACGUCUGUUGAUUUCAAUAUUUCAAAUGACUUCUUUGAGUUGUUGUGAAUAUCGUACGAUGAAGUUUAAACAUUGAGACAGAGGUGUGAACUGUAUUCACAGGCCUUUCUGAUUGAUACAGUGCAAUCACCACAAGUUAGCUGGUUAAAGUUCCUCCAAAAGGACAUGUAUAGUAACCACGUAUCAUUACACAAUACAUUUAGCUUUUUAGUAACACCACGUAUAGCUAAAAACAUUGUUCUGCGAAACUGUGAUCAUCUUAAAUAUAAUGCUUGAAAUUUACAGUUGUGACGUAUACAUUACAAGUAUACGUAUAGGUUUCCGGACCUGAAAUUCCAUCUUUAAGAGGGCAAGACAAUUUUCAUUUUUCAAUGGCACUUCCAACAAAUCUUGAAGGCCAUGGGAUACUUUUGAAGGGGGCACCAACGCCAUCAUCAGGGGACGUCACCAAAAAUGAGCGUUUUGUUUUAAACAUUGGAAUAUACAACUUAAGAAGCGUUACUGGUCAGUAAAGCCUCCAGAUUAUUUUUUCCAAACACUUGCACGUUCUGUAAGGAGUUUUGCCACACAGGACAGCAUGAAAUUUAAGGAUUUCUCCUCUUUGUAUACGAAAUGCUGUCAACUUGUCAUGUAGUUAAAUAUAAUCUUGUUUCUAUUGACUUACAAGGCAUGCUUACAAAAAAUAUGUAUAUUACUGUAUAUAAAUGUCUAUUUUGAUUAACUAUACACUCUUUAAAAAAUUAGUUGGAAUCAAGUUAUAAUAAUUGUAAAAAACAUUUUCAAAUCGACUUAUGAUUAACAUUGCAUCUUAAAGUUUUAGGUCAGUAUAUGUGGGAGGGUGUUGGGUUCGAGUCCCACCCUUGUCCUCUAAAUGUGUCACGACAAGGAGUACUUUAAAAACACACAAUCCAAAGAACUAACAAUAAAACUCAAACUAUACACUCAAACUUUCAAAGUAGACUGACACUUGAUAUUGAGGGGUUUGAGGUAACUAUGUUGUGGGAGGGUGGUGGGUUCGAGUCCCUCCCCGGUAGCUCUAAUCGCUCCUCAUCUCAGCAUGUGUGUCAUAAUACGCUAUACAGUACUUAACACACGCCCAACAACUAACAACAAAGAAACAAUACAUACAUCAACUCUUUAUAGUGUGCGACACUUAGUUAAGUUGUGUGGGUGCUUUCAUUUUACUACCUUAUGGAAACCGAGGACAAAACAAAAAAGGGAAAAUAAAAGGACUCCAUGGGGAAAUUUUAAAGACCUGGGUGCUCCACAAGGAAUUAUGUGUACAAAGUCUAAUGGGAAGAUCUACAGUACAGGGACAAUGGAAAGAACAAUAGAUGUCUCCACAGGGAUGCAAAACAGGGAAUGUGUGAAGCUGUUUGUUAAAGCCAGUGGACACUAUUGGUAAUUGUCAAAGACCGGUCUUCUCACUUGCUGUAUCUCAACAUAUGCAUAA